Molecule: messenger RNA, 1387 nt
Organism: Medicago truncatula (barrel medic)
Lineage: Eukaryota; Viridiplantae; Streptophyta; Magnoliopsida; Fabales; Fabaceae
Product: pectate lyase
Exons: 4
Coding region: 1-1350 (449 amino acids)
Molecular function (GO): pectate lyase activity
Source: RefSeq, a predicted model, not a curated record
AUGGCAAAAUUGUACCCUAUCUUCCUUUUGACAUGUUUGGUGGUAACAAUAUCUACAUUAGUACAUGCUAAUGUCAAAGAGGACAAAGCAUACUGGGAUAGGAUAGCACCGGUCCUUAAUACGACAUAUUGGCAGCAAAAAGCUUCAGCUGCUGCAAUGAAAAACGACAAAGCUUAUACUCCUGACCCAUAUGCAGUCUCUGGAAACCUGAGUCAUAGUGUUAGCGAAAUGAUAAUUGGCAACCAAGGAAGAAGGAAUUUGGCCGGGGGUAAAGCACGUGGUCCAUGCAUGGCUACAAACCCCAUUGACAGGUGUUGGAGGUGUGAUCCUAACUGGGCAAACAACCGCCAGAAGCUUGCAGAUUGUGUGAAAGGUUUCGGAAGGAAGACUACUGGUGGAAAAGGCGGUCCUAUCUAUGUGGUAACAGACCCCUCAGAUAGUGACAUGGUGAAUCCACGUCCUGGUACCCUUAGAUUCGGAGUUACAAGAAAUGGGCCUUUGUGGAUCACCUUCGCUCGUAGCAUGACCAUUAGGCUCAACCAGGAGCUCAUAAUGACAAGUCACAAGACCAUUGAUGGAAGAGGAGCUGAUGUUACCAUUGCUAGUGGUGCUGGUAUUACUAUCCAGUUCAUCGAGAAUGUGAUCAUCCAUGGAAUCAAAAUUUUUGACAUCGUGGUUGGAAGUGGUGGACUUAUUAGAGAUGGUCAGGACCAUUUUGGUCAAAGGACUAUGAGUGAUGGUGAUGGAAUUUCAAUUUUUGGCUCUAGCAAUAUUUGGAUUGACCAUGUUUCCAUGAGAAACUGUAGAGAUGGACUAGUUGAUGCCAUUAUGGGAUCCACUGCUAUUACCAUCUCCAAUAGCCAUUUCACAGAUCACAACGAGGUGAUGUUGUUUGGUGCAAGUGAUGGCUAUGGCGGUGAUGAGAAAAUGCAGAUCACAGUUGCAUUCAACCACUUUGGUAAGAGAUUAAUCCAAAGGAUGCCAAGGUGUAGAUUUGGUUUUAUCCAUGUGCUUAACAAUGACUACACUCACUGGGAGAUGUAUGCCAUUGGUGGCAGCAUGCAUCCUACCAUUAUCAGUGAGGGUAACCGAUUCAUAGCCCCUAACAAUGGCCAUGCUAAAGAGAUAACAAAGAGGGAGUACGUAGACGAGUCAGUGUGGAAAUCCUGGCAAUGGAGAUCAAUCAACGACGUGUACCUGAACGGAGCAUUUUUCAGACAAGGAGGACCUGAGUUGAAAGACAGACCAUUCUCAAGAAAGGACAUGAUCAAAUCUAGGCCCGGAACUUAUGUUGGAAGGCUUACUCGUUAUUCUGGAAGCCUUAGAUGCAUAGUGGGGAAACCUUGUUAGUCUUCAAAAUUCCCUUCCUGAAAUCAAUCAUCAUUGA